UUGCAACUGCACGGCAACAAUGUAGCAAACUUACAAAACCUACUUGUAAUCAUGCUUAGGCACAUAGAAGCAUAUUUAUUUGACGACAUAAAUUAUCAACCUAAAGUAAUAAAACCCAAAACCUAUUUCUGUGAACAUACGCACAGACUUACAUACAUACAAGUGCAGCAUAGAAGUUUAGUCUAAGCUACACAUUUUCAAACGUUAAUGUUUACAAAAAAAAUGUAGAUUUCGAUAUUCAAAAUUCCUAUAUAAGCUUUGGAGUUGACGCAGCCCAAUGCCUAAGUACUCGUAUCAUAGCAACGGCUCACAAGCCUCAUAGUCAUUGCGAUACCCACAGUUGUUAAGUGAAGUCUGGUUGUGCAAUUGUGCGCAUAAUGUGUGGAUUUUAUAAAAUUCUAUUCCUGCUGAUUUGCACUGGUGCCGUAAUGAGGAGACGGGCAGAAGCAGCACCAAAGUCUGAUGAAGCGUUGAAGGACAAAAUCAAAAUUUCCAAUAUCGCCGCGAUCGCUGAUGGCAAAUUGGAGAGAACCAAACGCGGUUUUUUAGAUUAUCUGCUGUAUGGACUCUAUGAGCACUUCGAUUAUGGCGAGGAAUCUGAUUCCGAAGAGGAUGAGAAAUACUUAAUUUGUCGAAAUUGUACGAUUCUUAUUAACCAGUCAAAUAAUGAGAGAAUGCCAUCUACCGUACCAUCAAAGGUACCAGAUAAUAUGCCGGCUGGAGUUGUACCGAACGGUAAUAAUGCGACCAACGGAGGGGCUCCUCGCUCCUCAGACGUUGCAAUGCCAUCAGAGUCAUCAGACAAUAAUAAUAAAAAAUCUGGAGAAUCACCCAUGAUUUCAGAGAUGCGUUGAAGAAUUUUUGGAAAUUCACAUAAAAAUUAAAAAAUAUCAACAUUAAUAAUAUGGGUCGAUGUUAAGAAAUCAAAUAAAAACUGAAAAAUACCACCAUUACAUAUGUGAAAUAUGCACCUUUAUAUAGACAUAUGCUUACCUAUUUUCAUAUACAUAUGUUAUACAUUUUUAAUAUAAUAAGAG
This is a messenger RNA of Bactrocera neohumeralis, 1037 nucleotides long. RefSeq lists its product as uncharacterized. The record is from RefSeq and is a predicted model, not a curated record. Lineage: Eukaryota; Metazoa; Arthropoda; Insecta; Diptera; Tephritidae. The transcript has 4 exons. The coding region runs from base 378 to 854 and encodes 158 amino acids.